AAUGAAUGAAUGAAUGUAUGAAUGAGAUCAAUCAAUCACAUAUUCUCAAUCAAUCUAAGGAACCCAGAAAAAAAAGGUGUCGCCUUUAUCCUCCAAAAAAGGGUUCCUGGUUGAUUCUUAAACUACAGUUUUUGAUAUUGAUUCUGUAGUUUUAGAUUCUUCUUCUGCUUUCGUUCCCACUUCGGUGAUGGAUGGUAGAGAUCAACCUCGCGUAGAAGAACAUAGCUCUCUCCCUCCUCCACCUCAAAGGGAUGGAGAUUCUCCUGAGAUUGCACAAGAAGAAGACCCAUGGAGACGAGGCAUUGUGUCGGGAACAACACCUGAAGACACCGGGGAGGAUCUCUCGAGACGAAAUGCAUCCUUAACAUCAAGCCCUGUUGCUAAAAGAGUGAACUUUUCUCCAAUGUCGAGUCCUAGAAUCGGCCAACGCGGCGCAUCACUCAGCCCUCCCUCUUCAAGAAACAAACCUAAUAGUUUGAAGAAUCUAGUCCCAAAGCUGAGCUUCAAAAACAGGAACAGCGAUAUCGAGAAAGCUGAUGAUUUGGCCUUUGAAGGCAAUGGGAGGGACAGGUCCACGUGGACUCUCAGUAAUAUUUUGACUCCUAGGUUGAAGAAAACUGAGUCCUUGCCUGUUACCCCUUUAGCUCACUCUAAUCCUGGGUCCACACACGGGAGAUAUGUGGCUGAUCCGGUUACUACCAUGAAGAAAGGCCCUCCACUGCCUAUACACCGAUCACGCUCCGUUCCAGCGUUCAACAAAGAUGGUAGUCUAAGGCAAGCAGGUGUUUUCCGGGUGAUUCCUACUCCUAACAUGACGCCAGCAAGAAAUAAUAUUAAACUUAACGACACGGAUGUUGAUGGAGGAGAAGAUGUUCCUGAAGAAGAAGCUGUGUGCAGGAUCUGCAUGGUGGAAUUGGGAGAAGACUCGGAUGCCUUCAAGAUGGAGUGUAUGUGUAGAGGUGAAUUAGCUCUUGCACACAAAGAAUGUACAAUCAAAUGGUUCACCAUUAAAGGGAACCGAACGUGUGAUGUGUGUAAGCAAGAGGUUCAGAAUCUCCCUGUGACUCUGCUUCGAAUGCAGAACUCGCAGGGUAACUUUGGAGAUGCUGAUACGGAGGCUUCUCACUACAGUGUAUGGAAGGAUGUUCCAGUGCUUGUCAUUGUAAGCAUGCUUGCAUACUUCUGUUUCCUCGAGCAGCUUCUGCUGACCAAAAUGAAAUCCGGCGCCAUUGCAAUAUCUUUACCAUUCUCUUGCGUUCUUGGUCUUCUUGCCUCUAUGACAACAACAACAAUGGUGAAGAAGCAAUAUAUCUGGAUUUACGCAACAGUUCAGUUCGGUCUUGUAGUUUUUUUCUCUCACAUUUUCUUCUCAUUGGUUCACAUGAAGCCGGUCGUGUCCAUUCUCUUAGCCACAUUGGUUGGGUUUGGACUCACCAUGAGCGGGCAAACGGGUAUAGCCGAAUUUGCAAAAUGGAGGAGAGUCCAGAGGACAACUGAACCUCCAAGCAGUAGUCCAGCUCAGACAGCAGGUUAGAGCAUCUAUGGAUCAUGAAACUGAAGCCAGAGCUCAUGAAUGCUGAUCACAUGUUCCACUAGCGGUUUAGAGAUGUGAGAACAGAUUGGUCAUGUGGAUUAAGUAGUGAUGAUACCUGGAAGAGUUUAAAGAUUGUUUUUGGGUGGUCUCUUUUGUGUGUGAAUCUGAGAGUAUAUCAGGCGUGUUAUAAAGGCUUAUUUUUUGGUACUGUCUUGCGCAAAAAUGCAAGUACAAAGGACAUAUAUAUAUACUCAUCAUGUUUUAUUCUACACUGACCCCAAAUGUUUCUAAUAUUACAAAACUAACUCCGUGUACUAGCAGCAGUGGUCUCUGUUAUUUAUGCAUCACCACCCAUAAAUUUAUUUUAUUCUACAUUGACCCCAAAUAUUUAUAUAUUACAAAGAUAACCCCGUGGACUAGGGAGCACUGUCGUCUCAGUUAUUAAUUGCUGAAUCUUCUUAGAAAAUGUUUUAGUCUUCGCAACCGACUAGUGCUGAUCUCUCGUAGCCAUGGCCGAUGAAUUCUCUUUGAUAAUAAGAAGCAAUGAGACAGGGAAAGAUCGAAAGCAAAGGGCUUAACCCGGGACUGAUAGUCCUUCUUGUGAUUGGAGGGUUGCUAGUGGCAUUCCUCGUAGGGAACUUCGUCCUUUACACAUACGCGCAGAGGAACUUGCCUCCGAGGAAGAAGAAGCCGGUUUCAAAGAAGAAGAUGAAGAAAGAGAAGCUGAAGCAAGGCGUUCAAGUUCCUGGCGAGUAGAACUUUUGUUACCUUUUAGUUUCAGAUGAUCCUUUUGUUGAUUACUCACUACACAUCAUGUGACUCUUUAUUAGUUUUGAAUGUUCCGAUGUUAGUA
Molecule: messenger RNA, 2387 nt
Organism: Brassica napus (rape)
Lineage: Eukaryota; Viridiplantae; Streptophyta; Magnoliopsida; Brassicales; Brassicaceae
Exons: 9
Coding region: 188-1534 (448 amino acids)
Molecular function (GO): zinc ion binding
Source: RefSeq, a predicted model, not a curated record